This is a messenger RNA of Halteromyces radiatus, 2044 nucleotides long. Its product is annotated as SCA7, zinc-binding domain-containing protein. Gene Ontology annotation, biological process: regulatory ncRNA-mediated heterochromatin formation; regulation of transcription by RNA polymerase II; RITS complex assembly. The transcript has 6 exons. The record is from RefSeq and is a predicted model, not a curated record. Gene Ontology annotation, cellular component: SAGA complex. NCBI's taxonomy places the organism in Eukaryota, Fungi, Mucoromycota, Mucoromycetes, Mucorales, Cunninghamellaceae. The coding region runs from base 185 to 1933 and encodes 582 amino acids.
AUUUAUUGUGAUUUUUCAACACCAUGUCAGGGAAUGGUUCUUUGAAAAAACAAGGUAAAACUUUAUGACAAGCACUUACGAUCUUUUUGGUUUGAUACAAAAGAAGAUAAAAUAUGAAAAAUAGAACAUUUUAUCUUUUAAAACUUGUUGAAAAGAUGAUGGAUUAGUUUUCACGAAUAAACGUAUGAAUCCUGUUUAUUAUGACUUAUACACUUUUUCUUUUUCUUUAGAACCAUUAACUGAAGAACAACAAGCUAUUUUAAAACAAAAGUCUGCUAAAAUUGAAAGGUUACAAACAGAUAUUACCAACUUAUCUAAACCACUUUUUGGUGACGAUGCAAAAGAAAAAGGAUGGACAAAACACAUUACACCUGGUGUUCUUUCUGUUUUUCAAGAUAACUCAAGUUGGAAUAAACUUACCUUGAAACCAGGCAACCCAGUAUUUAAACAACAACAACAACAACAUUCUCAAGAACUUCAACAAGCGGCAGGAUCCAAUUGGAAGAAAGUGAAAGAUGUAUUAACAACUGAUAUAUCGGAUGGUGAUGAUAGUGUAUCUGAAAGUGAACCAGCAACUACCAAAUUGAAUUAUCGUGAUAUGAAAACUUAUGGUAAUUUACCUAUGAAAGAUGAAAUCGCUGUGGUCAACUGCAAAUCUUGUCAUCGAUCCAUUUUGGCUAGUAGCUUCAAAAAACAUGUUGAUGUUUGUAUCAGAAAAGGAAAUGGUACUAACAGCAAAUUGGAAAAGAAAACAACUAUGAAUACAAACGGCGACGGGACCAAAAAGAAAGUAUCAACUCAAAAUUUCUUUUCUGACAAUGAUAAUGACGAUGAUGAAGAAGAUGAUGAUGAUCAUAUGGGUACUUUGAAACAAAAUAAUAAGGACGCGACAUCGAUGAAAAAGAAAAAAAAACUAGUGAAAGGCAACAAUAAUAUUGGCAAAGAUAACUUACAGGAUGAAGAUAGCAGCGCCAAUUCAAAGCGACCACCUCCGAAUUCUAUGGAAAAAGGAGAGAAAAAGAAGAUGAAAAAGGAAAAAUCAAAAACGAAAACCAAACAAAAAGCUCCUUUAGAUCUGGAUAAGCAAUGUGGCGUUAUACAACAACCCAAUGGUUUACCAUGUACUAGGUCUUUGACGUGCAAGAGUCACUCAAUGGGUGCGAAAAGGGCAGUAGCUGGACGGUCUCAACCUUAUGAUGUGUUACUGCAGGCGUAUCAAAAAAAGGCGAUUGGUCGACCUCAAUCUGGUGCUGUGGGUGCAUUGACUGGCAAAAAUACAAAAAUGAAGAAAGUGCCUUCAUCUACACCGAAUGGACAUGUUAAUGGCAGCGUUAAUCUCAAUACCAAUCAUACAAAUAUCACAUCAUCAUCAACGACAUCAUUAACUUCAGCAACAACAACGUCAACAGGGAACAAUGAAGAUUAUUUAGAUUCUGAUGAUGAAGUGGAAAAUGUUAUGCAGGCUUUACGAUCUAAUCAUCCAGCACCAUUAGCACAAAAACCAUACUUUUAUGUCAAACGACAAAGACAAUGUUACCGAUUACGAGAUAUUUUAUUGGAAGCCAUUACACCAAAAAUGAAAACAACUGAUAGUGACAAUGGAUCUAUUCAUCAUCAUAAUCUUUUGACCAAUAGCAAUACGGCAGGUAUGUCAACUUCCGGAUUUUCGGUGACAACGCCAGUGACAACAACUACAUCAACAUUAUCAACAUCUCAACACGAUUCUUCCUAUUACCCGAAAACAUAUUCCUAUCAAGAUGGAGGAUUAGGAUCAAGAAACCACCAAUUACAACAACAACAACAACAAUCAUCAUCAUCUUCGUCACCGAUUAGUGCCACCAUCGGUUAUCCGGGGAUAUACAAUUCUAUGGAUGGUCUCUCUCCGACUAGUCCUUCAACAUCAUCUGUAGUUAGUACAUACUCUAUUCGUUAGUUAAUGAAUUGAAUUCUUAUUAGUAUAGUUAUUUUUAUUUUUAUUUUUAUUUUUGAUAUGAUUAUACUAAUUAUGCAAUUCAUUGAUUCUCCCCCCCCCUCUUUUUUUUUU